AUGGUCGUGGCACAAGAACUGUGUGUCAAUGUACCAAAAGUGGAACCUCCAGACACCAAGCCUUGUUACAUGAAAGCAUGUCCUCCUCGUUUAUGUUCCUCUCACUAUUUUUCUCUGUCUAUUUAUAUCUAUCUAUCUAUCUAUCUAUCUAUCUAUCUAUCUAUUUCGGUCUCUGUGCAGAACCCAAAAAAGAUGUCUUUCGUAGCAUCUAUCACAAUUCAGCUAACAAAUUUUUUCGUUCUUACGCUAUGUCGUUCAUUUCAACCUAAUCUGUGUUUUUCUUCUUGCUCUACGUUCGUUCUUUUCUGCCCCUUCUCUUUCUUUUUCUUCUUACUCUACUUCCUUUCUUCUUCUUCUUCUUCUUCUUCUUCUUCUUCUUCCACUACGUCGUUCUUUUCAUCCUUUUCUUUCUUCCUUCCUUUAUUUUUUCCUUUUCUUUCUUUCUUUCUUUCUUUAAAACAUUUUUUUCAUUUUCCUCCGUAUUUGUUUCCACCUUUCUUUCUUCCUUCAAACUUUUUUUCCCUAUUUGACUCUCAUAGUCUUCCUUCCUUCCUUAUUUCUUUCUUUCUUUCUUUCUUUCUUUCUUUGCGAUGGGAAGCUAAAGAAUGGCAGCCAUGUACUCGGACAUGCGGAGGCGGUGCUUCUUUGCGCGAGGUGCGAUGCAUGGAGUACGGAUCGAUGGGGCAAGCUCGUUGGGUGAACGAUCGAUACUGUAAACAGUACAAACCGUCUGAAUACAAGUCGUGUAAUACGGAGAUCUGUCCGCGAUGGUACGCUGGAGAGUGGUCACCGUGCAGCGUUACCUGUGGAUUUGGAGUACAGCAAAGAGUGGUCAUUUGUCGUAAUAGUGGCGACAAACCUUGCGAUGACAAAGUCAGACCCGCACUCAGUCAGACCUGUACGACGAAUUUGCCAUGUUUUCAAAAGAUCGGGAAGUCCAGUCCCCCUAAAUAUGGUCUACCGCCGAAUAUAUCAAAAGACGACCUCUCAACUCCAAGAUUCAUUUCCUACGAUUGGUCCCCGUGCAGCGCCACCUAUGGAACAGGAGUGAAAACACGGCGGGUCACGUGCAAUGUCUUGCUUCAGUUUGUCAAUGAAGUCACUGAGGUUCCCGAGAGGGAAUGCAUCGGUUUGUAUAAUAUCUUUGUAACCGUUCUCUCAUGA
Acanthosepion pharaonis is the source of this 1164-nucleotide messenger RNA. Lineage: Eukaryota; Metazoa; Mollusca; Cephalopoda; Sepiida; Sepiidae. The record is from the annotation of a GenBank genome assembly.